AUCAAUGGCCCGUACAAAAACAUUUACAGACCAACAAACAAACAAACAACAUAUCUUAAAAUAAUUGUAACAUAUUAGAAUCUUCAAUCUUGUGCCCUACAUUGAUAUGAGUUUAACGAACUUUGUUUUUAAACAGUUUUCGUUUUUUUUCCGUAACUAGCCAGUGUUGUUUUUGCUGUCUUGGAAGAACGGAAUUAUUUGAAACAAGCUUCAAAAUGCUACCACUACUGGUCGCACUCGCAGUAACAUCCGUUUACGCUGAUAACUGUUCCUACAAUUACGAUGAACUUCGCUUCUCAAAACAAUCAAUUUUGACAAUAAAGGGACUGCCCACAAACCUCGUCAUCAACCCAAACACAAAAGACCUACACUUCACUCUAAUUGACAUAGACACACUACAAGAUGACAACGUACAAACAAAAAUGGACCAAUACAUCCUAAGGAAUGGUGAACCAAUUAAAAUUGAUAAUGUAAAUGGUCAAGCAGCAGCUGUAGAUAUAGAAAAUAAUAAAGUAUACAUAGCCAGUGAUGAUGGCUUAAAUGUUCUAAACGGAACAGACAAAGCCAAUUUCGUUGCUUUCAAAGAUGAAGAUAUAACUCAACUAUUUAAACCAGCAAAUGGUGACAAAUUAUAUGCCGUUCUGUUCCCUGACAGUGAGGUUUAUGUAAUAGAUACAAAGAAAAAUGAAAAAUCUAAAGUCGAAGACGUACCUUGCGCCUUCAUGAUAGCCGUGGACACUAACGAGAAUAUAUUUUUUGAAUGCGAUUCAAAAUAUGUUAAGGUACUUUUAAAAGAUUUCCAUGAGCCAAUCGAGUUUGUAGGUAUACCAAAAAAUUCAGCAAGAGCGAUUACAGUCGAUGACAAAAAUAGAGUUAUUCUAGCUGCGAAUGACGGAAUUUACUGGUUGAAACCUAAUUCUCUAAUUCCUAAGAAGUUGAUGAACUUAGAUUUCAUCCCGUCUGGUAUAGCGUUCUUCGGGGACAACCUAUACCUAUCAACGAGUGGAAUUAUUUAUGAAUUUAGUGAUAUGGAUUGCGAUUGAUUGAGAAUAAAUUAUUUUGAAAAAGUA
Messenger RNA from Melitaea cinxia (Glanville fritillary), 1070 nucleotides. RefSeq lists its product as uncharacterized. Bases 216 to 1043 code for a protein of 275 amino acids. The transcript has 2 exons. Lineage: Eukaryota; Metazoa; Arthropoda; Insecta; Lepidoptera; Nymphalidae. Gene Ontology annotation, molecular function: protein binding. The record is from RefSeq and is a predicted model, not a curated record.